Molecule: messenger RNA, 610 nt
Organism: Equus quagga
Lineage: Eukaryota; Metazoa; Chordata; Mammalia; Perissodactyla; Equidae
Exons: 4
Coding region: 16-552 (178 amino acids)
Biological process (GO): mitochondrial respirasome assembly; regulation of oxidative phosphorylation; mitochondrial electron transport, cytochrome c to oxygen
Source: RefSeq, a predicted model, not a curated record
AGAAACAAACCAAAAAUGUAUCCCCUGGUACCGCUUUCCUCUCCACUCGGACCAAUAGAAAUUCCGAGGAUUAGCACAUGGGUGCUCCAACCGUUUGGCGCGGGGGAGGGGUCGGAGCAUCUUCUCCGGGAGCCUAUUGGACGAAUCCGAAUCUGGUCGCCGGAUUUGUCCGGCUUCCCACCCCGGGCCGGGGACAGGGCUGCGGUGCGGCGCGCCGGGGGCGUGGCCUGGGAUUCCCCGGGAGGGGAGGACACUGUAUGUCCUUGGGUGGAGAGGGGAGGUGACUCCGGCCGAAGAGAAGGACGCAGAAUGAGGGCCCUGCGGGUCUCCCCGGCGCUGGUCCGCUCCUUCAGCUCAACCGCCCGGAACCGCUUCGAGAACCGAGUGGCCGAGAAACAGAAACUCUUCCAGGCGGACAAUGACCUCCCGGUGCACUUGAAGGGCGGGGCAACCGAUAACAUCCUGUACCGAGUGACCAUGGGGCUGUGUCUGGGCGGCACCGCCUACAGCCUGUACUGCCUUGGCUGGGCCUCCUUCCCCCACAAGAAGUGAGACCAAGAAGCCUACAGGACCUGAAACAGUAUCAAUAAACGUGUUGCUUCUUGGGGAA